AGCUCCGAGGAGAGAUCCCCGCAGCUGGGAAGUCCUGUUGGGAGCGGACUACUGUGGGCGGCAUGGGCGAACUUUGUUUCUGGUUUGGAUGCCUAUGGUGAAUGCUGUCAUGUUGGAGAACCACUUCUGAACUCAGGUGUGGCAUCAUCCUCCAAGAUCUGCCUUGUGAAUAGUGUUCUUGUGUAUGUAAAUAUAACCACUCAUCAUGAUCAAGCAGUCUUCCUUCCUUAAGUGGGCCCAAAACAACAAGAAUUCCGUCAAAAGCAAAAGUGAAGUUGAGCUGGGCGGCCGUAGAUGGAUCCAUCCAGCAGAUGCUCUCCAGAAAGGACAUGUUGCAUAUCUGGUCAAGUUUCUCGGCUUCACUGAAGUGGAACAGCCCAAAGGCAUUGAAGUGGUACGAGAAGGAAUACGCAAGCUCAAGUUUAAUCAGCAGCUGAAGAGGUCUGAAGGGGGCAAGGUACCGAAGGUGGAGCUAACGAUUUCAGUUGAUGGUGUUGCCGUGCAAGAUCCCAAAACAAAGAGGAUAUUUCACCAGCACCCGCUGCAUCGUAUCUCCUACUGUGCGGAUGACAAAACUGACAAGAAGUCGUUCAGCUUCAUUGCCAAGGAGUCGGAUGGCGAACGGCACUCGUGCUUUGUGUUCUCCAGCGAAAAGUUGGCCGAAGAAAUCACACUGACCAUAGGGCAGGCAUUUGACCUGGCUUACAGGAAGUUUCUUGAAACUUCAGGCAGAGACCUUGAGAUGAGGAAACAGUUCAUGAUUCUCCAAAAAAGGGUGCAAGACCUGGAAGAAGAGAACAGUCGAUUGCGCAAGUGUCUUCGUGACGGGGAUUACUCGCAUGGUGACGACAUUUCCUCCCCUACCGAGACGACCAAUCACAAGCCAAAGGCUAAGGUGCGGGCGAUCUCGACGAAUGGAACCAGCAAACCCAGCUCAAGUAAUGUGGUUCCAGAGCCUCUACCACCGCCAUUGCCUCCCCGCACUGCCGACCAUGGCCAGCAUUCACAAGACCUCUUUGGCCUGACAGUGCCAACUGUUGGCACACGUCUUGAAAACUUGUCCAUGGAUGACCUGGAGGAUUUCAAUCCUAGAGCAGAGACUGAGCAAGUACAAGCCAAAACGAAUGGGUGUUCAGAGGUAUCCACCAACGGUACAUCAGACACACCGUCCAGCAUUGCAGCAGCAAAGGACCUGUUUGGUGCUGAGCCAUUUUCGCCGACGAAAGAGGAAGAUCCUUUCGGCAUGGGUGACUUCUCAAACAACCUUGGAGCUCAGGAACUGGAGAACGCAAUUGGCAUAAUUGACCGCAGGCUCAAUGAAAUGAAGGAUGGUUUCAGCCGAGGACUCUCCUUUGGAAAGGAUGAUUUUCUUCUUGAGCAAUUGGACCCAUUGGGAAGCAAGCCACUUGCCUGAAUUGAUGAGUGUGAAAAUUGAGUCAGCGAUGUUAUAGUGCCCCCAUUCUUCUUUCUUUCUUAUUUGAGCUGUUUUAAGCUGAAUAUUGAGUUCAAGGGGUUUUCUUUUUCCAUGUAAUUCUGUCAUUUCUUGUACUAGUAGAGCAUGACAUGGUGAAAGGAAGCCCUGUGUUCGGAGAGUGGACCAAGCAUAUCUGCCCAAGUGCACUUUUGUUUAAUUGUUUUAGACAUGUUUGUUCUAAGAGGCCCACAUAAUCUCUGCAAGUUUGCACAUGCUGCUGCUGCUUUACGACAUUUUCAUUCCACAAUUCCAGAGAACUUGGUUUCAGCAGAACCAAACCACUUUAUUUCUCAAAGGAAUUGUCAGCUGUGGUCGGUGCUUUAUUACUACUUUUGCACUUGUGUUAAAGGUCACUAAGGAGACAGUGUAUAGGUGCACAUGUGGUUUUUGUUACUAUAUGAAAAGGCUAGUCUCGUAAGACAGAAGCCAUUGCUUUUUUCUUUUUUUUUCCCAACACCUGCCAAUCUUUAUAUGUGAAGGUGUUUUAUUUUUCACUUGUUCUGGAUGUUGUUUGAGUGUGCUGCGAUAGAGGCUAGGCAGUUGGAUGUCUAACCAACUCUGAAUAUAGAUAAGUAUUUUAGCUUUGUUGGCCUUGUCCAACACUGGUUCCACCACGUGAACAGAGCCAGGCAUUAGAGCUGUGAUUCCUUUCCUCUUCCAUUUUUGCUUUUACAUUUUGCAUCGCUUUCUUUACUUCCUCUCAAACAAGGUUUAGACAGAUGACAUAUCUAGGUAUACAUCUGUUAGGGUUUACCACCACUGUACAUGCAACCACUCUUUCAUCCAUUUUGAAAUGUCUUAACAGACGUCAUGCCUGAACUGAAUGUAGCUAGGUCUUCUAAUAACUUCCUACCAGAAUGGAUAUACAUCUCCAAAAAGACUUAGAGGGGGGGGGGGGGGAGUAGCUGCAUAUAUGCCAUUGUGAGGGGGGGCUGUAACCUGUUAAUAGCAAUAAUGCUGAUAUGUUAUAUUAAAUCAUGCCUACUCAUCUCAUCAUUUGGAUCACAAGAGCAUCAUGUGUCUGAACAGCUGAUUUCUGCAUACUUUGACUGAACUUCUAUAUGUAUAGCCAAAUGGUUGGCAGUGGAUAGCUUGAGGAAUAGCAAACGCAAGUGACUUGCAAAUAAAGAAACAUUUGUGUAUGCAAGUAACUAUGUUCUUGCUUACAUGCAGAACUGGCUUGGCUUCGGCCUUCUGUACACACGGCCAGUAGUGUGUAACUUUAGGUUAGCUCUUUUGAAGACUUCCUACUGACUGACUACACUUCAGACCUCCACUUGGGUUUCUGCUCUUUCUUAGCUAAAUACUGUGACUUGCAUAUUUAUUUUGACAGCACUAAAAUUGGAGGGGGGUGGGGUGUGGCAGAAGGUUAUUCUUGGGUUUUUUAGUGAUGAAAUCUCGCAGGAGGUAGUUUCUUGAAACACAUCGCAUGUUUCAUUUAGCAUAGCUAUUUCUCAACACUUGCAUGAUACAGAACAAAGAAAUGAAACAAAGAAAAGAACAAAGUAGCACACAUAAGCAAAGAUCAUGCACUGCACUGGCACAGCCAUAAUGCUUUUUUGAGUAUUUUUUCUUGCUGCUUUUUUGCCUCUAUUUAGAGGCAAGUGGGCUAUGGUAUUAAUAUGGUAUGGUAGUAAUAAAUAUUAAAGGAAGUAGUCGUAUUUUAAAAAACGCUUGUUCUCUUUUGAAAUUUUUGCCCAUUUGAAACAUGGCAAUGAUAUACUGUAUCGGCUGUGAUCUAUACCGCAGUGUAAUGCCAGCAGUAACAAAAUGUGAAGCUCAGAAAUUGUAAGCAUCUUGUUUCACAAACACGUGGUUAAAAGCUGCAUAGUCGGAAUGAACUUGUUUUUGGACAGUGCUAAUUUAAUCCAUGUAAGACAACUAAGGUGAAGUAUUUUACCUCUAAUAAACUAAGGCAAUGUAUGAUCAACCCAUCUGAAAGUACAAGUUCCAUGUUUCUGUAGCUCAUUUAAUGCAUGGAGGUUAUGUUCUGAAGUAGAACACAACACAGGCAUUACUGCAAAUGGGUCUGUGUAAGAGAAUAACAUAACAAACUUUUAAACCAUAGGGCAGGUAAUAUUCAUGCGAGGCAUAUUUUGAGUUUGAGCAGUAACAAACCAGAAGUAAACACAAAUUGUAUAAAACUAAUAUGCUGGUCACAGUAUUCAUCUGCAGAUUAAUGUAAGGAUUGACUGACAUGAAGUGUGCCAAGUCGUAAAGCAUAUUUUAAUAGAUGCCAAGUUAGAGUUGGGGAAUCUAUUAAAACUUGUUAUCGGUGUUUCUUAAAGUGAUGUGCGAGUGUUUUUCCUAAAUGAUAGCUGCUCUCUACAUACUAUGCAAUUUUAUGGCAACAGUGCAGUGAUGGUUGUAUGUUGAAGAAAUGACAACUUCCAGCUCUCAUUCUGCCUUUUCUGGAAAUUUGCACCAGUGCUUAACAGUGUGCUUCAUCAUUUGGUUUCAUUUGACUUCUCUUACUUUGCAGAGUGUAAUAGAAGAGCCUUGCAUUGAAUUGUACUGAAUUUCCAAGUCUCUGCUUACAUCUAAACUGACAGUUGCUGCAAACAGUUGUCAUAAAGAACGUAAGCAGGCUUCAUGUAACUUUACACCCAGAAAAAAGCACCACAUAAAAAUUCUGGUUCAAAGAAGUGUAUGUGACAUUGUUUGUUGACAAUAAAGCUGUUCUUUUUUUUUCUUUCA
Molecule: messenger RNA, 4171 nt
Organism: Dermacentor albipictus
Lineage: Eukaryota; Metazoa; Arthropoda; Arachnida; Ixodida; Ixodidae
Product: PTB domain-containing engulfment adapter protein 1-like
Source: RefSeq, a predicted model, not a curated record